CUCACGUGAAUUAUGUGUAAGAGCCAAGUCUAUGACUGGCCAUUAAUUAAGUUAUUGGCCUGUUGGCUACCCAGAUUUUUGGCCACGCUGCCCCAACUCAUCAGAUUCGGGGCUCGACCUUAUCAGCCGGGCCGAUAGUGGCAACAUGGGGCCAUGUGCAUAUUUUUUGGCAAGUGCAAGUGCGACGAUAAGCUUCUGACUAAUUAUAUACACUUCAGUGGCCCCAGACCAACUCUCACUUUCAGUGAUUACUUCGCUAUAUACUUUGGUGAUAAGCCAACGAGUGGGAACUACAAUUGCAGUGGGGAAAGCGAGUAAUGAUUAGAUUAGCAAAGGGUAUGAGCCAUGUUUGCCAAUAUAUAAACAGCAACUGUGGCGCUAUCCCACAGAUUGUUUUUGUUUGCCAAUACCAACUAACAAGACGCCAACAUGCCCACCUUUGAGGAGAUCGUCGAGAAGGCCAAGAACUUCAAGAACCUGCCCAGCAAGGAGGAGUUCCUCGAGUUCUACGGCUACUACAAGCAGGCCACCGUUGGCGAUUGCAACAUCGAGGAGCCCGAGGAUGAGGAGAAGAAGGCCCGCUAUAACGCCUGGAAGAGCAAGGCCGGUCUCACCGCCGAUGAUGCCAAGGCCUACUAUAUCGAGGUCUACAAGAAGUACGCUCCCCAGUACGAAUAGGCUCGAUAACCCUUACCCUUGGACCCUUUUCUGUGACCCUCUAAAGCGUAC
Drosophila serrata is the source of this 729-nucleotide messenger RNA. It is a transcript of the gene Acbp6, whose product is annotated as Acyl-CoA binding protein 6. The record is from RefSeq and is a predicted model, not a curated record. Lineage: Eukaryota; Metazoa; Arthropoda; Insecta; Diptera; Drosophilidae. Gene Ontology annotation, biological process: fatty acid metabolic process. Gene Ontology annotation, molecular function: fatty-acyl-CoA binding.